UUAUCCUAGAAAAACAAACCAGAGCAAUCUUCUUCUUCUUCUCCAAUCGUCCAUUUUCCAUCAAUGGAGAACAACCAGCAGCCACCGCCGGCACCGGCAGCGCCUCUUCCGUCAACAUACCCACCUCAAACUCCCUAUCACCACCUUCUCCAUCAACAGCAGCAGCAGCUUCAGGUUUUCUGGUCCAUCCAAAGACAAGAGAUCGAACAGGUAAACGAUUUCAAAAACCAUCAGCUACCCUUAGCCAGAAUCAAGAAGAUCAUGAAAUCUGACGAAGACGUUCGAAUGAUAUCGGCCGAAGCACCGAUUCUAUUCUCAAAAGCCUGUGAACUCUUCAUUCUUGAACUUACGAUCCGAUCCUGGCUCCACGCUGAAGAAAACAAACGUCGAACCCUACAGAAGAAUGAUAUCGCUGCUUCGAUUACUCGUACGGAUAUCUUCGAUUUCCUCGUUGAUAUCGUUCCUCGUGAAGAGAUUAGGGAUGAGAAUUCUGGGAUUGGUGGAAUUGUGGGUUCUACUGCUAGUGGUGUUCCUUAUUAUUAUCCACCUAUGGGACAACCUCCACAACAUGGUGUUAUGAUUGGACAACCUGCGAUGCCGGUUAUGGAUCCGUCUAUGUAUGUUCAUCAGCCGCCAUCUCAGGCUUGGCAAUCUGUUUGGCAGGCUGGUGCAGAUGAUGGAUCUUAUGGAAAUGGGGGAACCAAUCUUGAUGAUCAUGAUCAAUCGUAGCUAGCUUAGUGAAGAAGAGGAAAAGGGUGGAAAAUAUUGGGAAGUUUGAUUUAUAUAUCUAUGGAUUGAUGAACUUUGAGUUGUAGACAAAUGUAAAAACUUGCUAUAUUUUUAUUGUUGAUGAUCUCUAAUCAAGCCACACCCAACAAUGUGAUUGAUGGUUUGAAUUUGUAGUAUCUAACUAAUUACUCUUUCUAUUAUUAUUUUUAUUAUUUGGGCAUGGUUUAUCA
Impatiens glandulifera is the source of this 959-nucleotide messenger RNA. RefSeq names its product nuclear transcription factor Y subunit C-1-like. Gene Ontology annotation, cellular component: nucleus. Gene Ontology annotation, molecular function: protein heterodimerization activity; DNA-binding transcription activator activity, RNA polymerase II-specific; DNA binding. The record is from RefSeq and is a predicted model, not a curated record. Lineage: Eukaryota; Viridiplantae; Streptophyta; Magnoliopsida; Ericales; Balsaminaceae. The coding region runs from base 64 to 729 and encodes 221 amino acids. The transcript is spliced from 2 exons. Gene Ontology annotation, biological process: regulation of DNA-templated transcription.